GGAGAGUCGCGGCUGGAGGGAGGGACGCCUGGCUUCCCGGGGCGGCGGGCGGAGCCGGUCACCCAUGGGGUCGGGGAGGAGGAUCGGCGCGGCCGCUGGGUCGCUGUCAGGACCAGGGUCGGCACCAGUGACGCUCUGUGCCCGCCCCUCGCCCUGUGCCCCUCGUUCCCGUCGCCGCUGUCAGGCCCCGCGAGUUUCCGCCGCUGUCACUCGCGCACAGGUUACGCCAAUGGCUCCUUUCUCUUCACUUGCCCCAGUUCACGAGAAACCUGUUUUCUGACCUCACUUCCCCCGCUCCUGCUCUGCCUCUUUCGGAUUCUCUGAAAUAGGACUCUGGAGGGGCACUGUGACUAGAAGGGAAGGAGCAACCUUACUCCAGAGCAGGCGCCGGCCCCGGCCCCGCCCACGCCCCACCCGGGACGGAGGGCAGGGUUCUCUGACCGCGUCGCUCGUCCCCGUGCCCUUGGGCUGCUCUUUUCGAUCAUUCUUUCUCUGUCCAGCAGCUCUGGCUGCAGAAACUUCCUUCAGCAAGUGCCUUGCCCCCGAGAUGUGUGAGGAAAGGGGCAAAAUGAAAGCCCUAAACCCAGACUCCAGCAGGCCCGGGAUCAUCCUGGAGCCGGCAGAAACCUGGUUAGGGCUGCCACCUUCACCACCACGCUGGCUCUGAGAAAGUGAACAUCUAAGGAAAUGCAGUCUAAGGGUAACAAUUUGGGUUUGUAGCAAAAAUGCUUUCAGAACAGACAGCAGCCCUGGGGACAGGAUGGGAGUCAAUGAAUGUCCAGCUGGAUGGAGCAGAGCCCCGGGUGGAAAGGGGAAGCCAGGAAGAGGGGCCACGGAGAACAACACCAGGGCCACUGGAGCACCUAUGCUGCGACCUUGAAGAGGAGCCACAGCCCCUUCAGGAGAAAGCUCAGUCAGCUCCCUGGGUUCCUGCCAUUACCCAGGAGGGGAGCACUGGAGAUUGGGAGAUGGCAGCUGCUCUUCUCGCAGCCGGAUCACAGGGCCUGGUAACAAUCAAGGAUGUGUCCCUGUGCUUCUCUCAGGAGGAAUGGCGGAGCCUGGACCCUUCUCAGACAGACUUUUAUGGAGAAUAUGUCAUGCAGGAAAACUGUGGAAUAGUGGUCUCUCUAAGAUUUCCAAUUCCCAAAUUGGACAUGCUUUCUCAACUAGAAGGAGGGGAAGAACAAUGGGUCCCUGACCCCCAGGACUUAGAAGAGAGGGACAUCCUGAGAGUCACAUAUACAGGAGAUGGAAGUGAGCACGAGGGAGAUACCCCUGAACUAGAAGCAGAACCUCCCAGAAUGUUGUCUAGUGUGUCUGAAGAUACUGUUCUCUGGAACCCAGAACAGGAUGAGAGCUGGGAUUCCAUGCCCAGGAGUUCCAGAGGAAUGCUUCUGGCCCCACCUUUUCUUCAGGAAGAUAGCUUCUCAAACCUAUGUAGCACAGAGAUGGAUUCCCUGUUAAGACCACACACAUGCCCCCAGUGUGGGAAACAGUUUGUGUGGGGCUCCCACCUUGCCAGGCACCAGCAAACACACACUGGGGAAAGGCCCUACAGCUGCCUCAAGUGUGAGAAGAGCUUUGGGCGAAGACAUCACCUGAUCCGGCACCAGAAAACCCACCUACAUGACAAGCCCAGCAGAUGCUCUGAGUGCGGUAAGAAUUUCCGAUGCAACUCCCACUUGGCCAGCCACCAGAGAGUGCACGUGGAAGGCAAGUCCUGCAAGGGCCAAGAGGUUGGAGAGAGCCCUGGGGUUCGGAAACGGCAGCGUGCUCCACCAGUACCAAAGUGCCAUGUGUGCACUGAGUGUGGGAAGAGCUUUGGCCGACGGCACCACCUGGUGAGACACUGGCUGACCCAUACUGGGGAAAAGCCCUUCCAGUGCCCUCGCUGUGAGAAGAGCUUUGGCCGCAAACAUCACCUGGACAGGCACCUGCUGACCCACCAGGGACAAAGUGCCCGGAGCAGCUGGGACAGAGGGACAUCUGUCUUUUGAAAUUUGUUUCUGCUGCAACUAUGGUCACAUCUUUCAGCUGGUGCUACCAGGCAUCUCUGCCAGAGCUGCCCUUCUCCUGUACCCCAGUGGCCAGAAUCAUGAGCCCUAGAAAGAUGAGAUUCCAGCAUUGGUCAGACAUUUCUCACCAGUUCUGUGAGAUACCACAUAAAAGUUCUGUGGGCAAAACUUUUGGGAAACAGUGCUUCUAUAUGGGCUGAUAUUCAGCCUGAGCCCAUUCUCAAGGGUACAGUGGUGCCAGCAGUUUAUGGCUGAGUUCUGGUACGAUUGGGUGGUGCCCAUGCUGUACCAAUUGUUAAAUAUUUUGAGUAUCACCCUUGUAUACUGUAACUAUUAUAUUCUUUCUAUAUGUAUAUAGAGAGAGACCAUAUAAGCAUAUUAAAGGCUCUGAAAACUUUUGCAGUAGAGCAAAUUGUUAAGCCCCUUUAAAUGCAGUGUUUCCUAAAUUUAUUUGACCUUAAUAUUCUUUCUAUCUUGUAUUGCACAGAACUGGUGAUUCCAUGAAACAUACUCUGGUGAACCACUGGGCUAGAGAGUAAUGAGGAAACAAGAAAGAGAUAAUGAUUAGGCACCCAGAGCCCCCCCUUUUUAACCAAAUGAAAGCUGAGGGACAGACCUCAUUCCUGUGUGGGUCCAUCAUUCUUACCCUGCUCAGCUGAAUAUACAUCCACAUCUCUACUCCCACCUGCUGAAAAAUAGAAACAAUAAUCUUUUCACCCCCUUAUUCCUUCUCCCUUCAUCCUGCACAUAUAUAUAUCCAGCUGAGAGAUCACACCAGAAAGCUAAAAGAUGGUCCUUAUAUCCCCAAGUAACCUAGGCCCACACAGAAGAAAAAAAAAAGUUGAUCCCCCUGAACAGAUCCCCCUCUCUUGACUGUCUUUGUGUGUCUAUGUGUAUGUGUGUGCAGGGUCCUUGAAGAGAGCAUGCAAAGUGCAAACUGUACAAGAUAGAUUUUCUAGGAGCUGCGUUCUGGGGAUGAGGGUAGUGGGGUUUUUUGUUUGAUUUGUCAAGAUAGGAAGUAAGCUGAACAAUUAAGGAGGCCCUACUGGAAAGGGUUAAGUGAUGGGUUAAGUUGUGGGAGUAGAGAUAUAAUGCCUUCCCCAGUAUCACUGAAAUCAAGACAGCUGUGAAAGUCUAGGUCUGAAUUUCUGGGCCACUGAUUCUUUGUGCCUGGGAGGAGACAGAGACAUUGUCAGUGAAGUGAGCUGUUUCUUGUUGAUUUCAAACAAAUCAGCGUUUCAAAUAGAAGCUUUCUGUUGAAUGGGUAUUUGUCUUAAGUGCUGGGAAGUUAGGGCAGGAAUCAGUGUUUGCAAGUUGUUGUCAUCACUCUGAUUUGACCUUAAUUGCUUCAUUAGGGGGCAGAGUUGUUCUUGAAAAUCUCAUUCUCCCAGAAACAGAGCUUUAGGGGAAAUGGCUAUGGUUUAGUUUUUCAGCUGAUGUAGUGUAAUGAGCUUUCUGGUUAGUUUUCCUCCCAGUUCUGGGAAAGUGUACACACUAUGACUCUUAACUCCAGGACUUGCAUAAGUAUUCUAGCAUCUGUUAGUUGAUGAGUUUGGUCAAUGUUUCUCUUUAUUGAUGAUGUGUUAAUACUAAUCUUAUAAUUUAAGAUUUAUCUUGUAUGUAAGAGCAGUUUGGGGUUAGGGAGGGAGAGGAACACAGAGGAUAAAGGUGGUGUAGUUUCUCUUUAAUGCUUAAAUUCUGGUUUUUCCUUAACACAUGUAUUUCUCAACUACAAUUGGAGGAAUUAACCAGAGAGGCAAGAGGACGUGAGUCGCAAUGGUCUAGUGUAAUGACUGUUCAUUUGCUUAGGUAAAACUGGGGGACUCACAGCUCCUCAAACUCCUGGACCCAAUUGAAGCUGAAAGUGGGUCAUUUUGUUGACUGGGCUUCUAAAGUCAUUAUGACUUGAGCAAUCCAGCCCCGACCUCCCUUCAGAGAAGCCUUCCUUCUUUGGAAUGCACUUCUCUUGCUUACAUUCCUAUGAAUAGAGCAAAAUGGCUAGUCGGUUGUAAGGUGGCUUUGUCCUAAGUCCCUAGAGACAGGAGCAUUUUAGGAUUGGUAUUAGGAGAUGCCCCAGGGAACAGGACUGUAUUAGAUUCCAGUGGUAAAACUAUACUGUGCCAUUUCUUUUGCCCCCCCCCCCCCCCCGCCCACUAUGCCUCAUUGAUUAAUGUGAUCAGUUCUAUAUAAGCAGUGGUUCAGAACCUGUUUGAGUGACAGACCAUUUUGAGAAUCUGAUAAAACAAACUUACUUUUGAGAAAAACAGACAUUAGAAAUUUACUUACUUUUGCAUAUACUUUUAGCAGGUUCAGAGCGUAUCCAUGGAAUCACUAAACUGUCAAAGAAAGGGAGGUACUUGACCCAGUAUAGUUGUGAUAUAUUUGUUCAAGAAUUGCUUAGGCAAGGAUCACUCAGUAUUUUAAGGACUAAGACACCAGAGGCAGGGUAUAAGGAUAGAGUCUGGUCUUUAAUGACUAGAAGGAUAUUGCUUACAUUCUGUGUUUUUUAAGAAAAGGACAUGACAUGUUGACACAUCCAGCUACUCACAAACUUGUUUUAAAGACCUGUGGGAGGUGUUUAAAGAUCCCAUGCUAUCAGAUCACACCUCUUAAUAACCAGAUUGAUCUGUGUUAGUGAUUGUUAAUGUUAGAAAGUGAAGCCUGCAAAGUGUAGGUGCAGUCAUAGCACCCAACUGAAAGGUAUCGUGGAGUCUAAGGGCCUUCUGCAGAAGGAACAACUCAUUAGGGCAUGUCUGGUAUACUACUGUCUUCUCUACCUCAGUCCAACACCACUUCCCUUGGACAAAAAAUAAAAUAACAGCCAUCAGAUGGGUGAAUAGAUCUGAAUGAUUUUUCCCAUAGGAAAUCAGCUUCAAACUCCAUCUUCUUUCCAACAUCCUCUGCCAUAUAUCUACCCUAUCCCUUUAAAUGAAAAAUGUCUCUGUGUCCUCUCUAGGCAAAAUGUAAAAUAGGGAAGUUCAGAGACCUGUCACUUUUUUCCCUCUUUUGUACCUCUCCUAUUCAGGGCUCAAGUAUCCUCCUGUUUCUACCCCAUCAAUGUAUCUGGAAAGAAUCCUUUACACUGGAGAUUGUAACCCAAAGUGUUAGCUUUUCCAGAGCUACUUACAUUUUAAGCCUUAGCUCUGAUAGUAGAAAUGCAAAGAAAAGCUUUUCCUUGUUAAAAUGAUGUUAUUCCUUCAGGGAGCUAAAAGGCUAAUAAUUUGGGACAAAAACAUUCCCUUUCUAGCACUCCUGCAACCAAACCACGGUUUCCUAUUUUCAUCAAGGGCAAGGUGAGCCCUGACUCAAAACCAGAGCUGCCACUUUCUUUCCCUUUUUCUUCAGAUGGGUGCACUGGACGGGAUAGUGCGGCUGGGCAAUAACAGAAAAGUGGAAUCUAUUCCCUUAGACUCCUUUGAGAUCCUGAGCUGGCACAAUCUUCUAUUUCCUAGAGUGCUGUAUUGUGCUGUAGGUCUGAAAAUGUGGCAUUGAUAUCACCUGUGAACUUGUUUUAGAAAUGAAAAUUCCCGGUCUCCAUCCCAGACAAACUGAAUCAGAAACUGGGCGUAGAGCCCAACAGUCUUUAAAGAUGCCCCCAGGAUGUCUAAUGUGUGCUAAACCUUGAGAACCACUGGCUAGGAGAUUCAAAUUCCAUUUUACUCAGUGGUACCUCAUACUCUUCAAAUGGAGAGAGGAGGGAUCUUCACACCCCUGUUGUCAGAUUUAUUUUCUGCAACCUCUCCAGGCUAGUUGCUCCUCGGUUCUAUUUCUUCUUCUGAGUCCCAAGGCCUUCCCCCACUCUUAAAUCAGUGGUUACUGGGUUCGUCAACAGUUUCAGAAACUAGUGGGGCAACUAACUACCAAGCUGCUGUGGUUGGUUGGGGCUGGGCUUCUAAAAUGAGCACUGAAGAUUCAUAACAAAAAAAGGAGUGGACACCUCAAAGAAGGGAAAUCCAAUAUAAAACUGAAACAAUGACAUUCAGGGAAAUGGUCUUCCUUUGCUAGUUACCUGGUCCUAUUCCAGAACUAGUACGUUGCCCAGAGGCAGGCGAGGUGGGGAUUCAGCACAGGAGCAAGGCUAGCUGUCCAACCCAAGUUUUCCAACCUCACAAUUGCCCUGGAGACCAAUGUGCCACGCAAGGGAUUUUUAAGCCGGACCUGGCCAGCUUCUCUCCUAGGCACAGCAACAAGAACAGUCUGAACUGACAGAUCAGCAGCCCUUCUGGGGAGCUCCCAGGUCAAACGUUUAGAGUGAAUCUAAGUGUGUUUGGGGAGGUGAUCAGCCGUUCCCCAGGUGGAGAAGCCUGGAUAUGCUUUUCUUCAACUCCAGGCCUCAGGCUCCUGCCCUCUUUCAUUUUCCAGUCACCACCUCCAUUUUCCCGGUAAGUGGAGUAUCCCUCCACUGCUCACUCCUUCUUUUUCAAUUUGUUUAAUUUGGUUUGGUAUUUUGUUUUACCUGGGGAAUGCCACACCUUCCCCAGGGUUUUUGUUCUUCACAAUCCCUAUCCUUCUUCCACCAUAGUUUCUGUCUUUGAGCUUCUGGCCCGUUCCAUCCCAUCAUGAGCUUACUCACUACCUGUUCUGUGCCUAUUGUCCAGUUUCUUUUCUGUCAGCUUGAAGCCUGCUACACAGGUCCACUGUCACACUUCCCACUUCUUCCAUCAGACUUUUGGCUUGGCUAUGCAGUCAGCAGCUAUCUCACCACUACUUCUCUCUCCCUCAUACAACCUCUUCACCUCCAAACUUAAUCCAAGCCCUUCACUCCAUUCCCUACAGACUUCUUCUCUUGAUGUGGUUUUCUACUUUCUAUUUUGAUUUAUUCAUCCCCUCAUGUCUCUUGUGGGUUCCAAGAAUCAGUCUCAAUUCUACAAGCCAUUUUUUUGUAUGCUUACUAUGCGUCAGGCAUUAGCUGUUCCAGGCUUGGGAGAUCAUGUGUGACUGUGGUUCCUGUUCUUAGCAUGUUGCUCAGCCAAGCCCUUCCCUGGCACCACUUUCCUGCCACACCUAACACUGCACACCAAAGCGCCCUCUUUCUGGGUGCUUUUGGGGUAUAUGCCCACUUGCCAUCCAGCCCCAUUGCUCCAUGCCUUCCAGAUUUCUAGCUGUUGUCUGACUUGGUUCCCUCUGAUGGACUGUGAAUUUCCUGUGGAUUACCCAACAGGGGAUCUUCGUCUGUAUGCUUAGGGAUCUAUAAUACCCUUUUUAUGGUCCCUGUCAGUUGAAUAAAGAAUAUAUUGGCUGUGUGAUGUCCUCUCAGCCCUAUGCUCUCCUCUACUCUUCCUCCAUUCUUAGCUUUUCUCUCCUAAAAAAGGGCUGCAACAUAGUUGGAGACACCACACAGCCUUGUGGGGGAGUCAUGCAGUCAUGUACAAGUCUCCUCACUGCCCUUCUAAAACAUAACCUCAAAAUGCCACAAAUUAAGCUUCCCUGCCUCCUGGUGUCCUGGCUCCCAGAUGUCCAUUCCUAGUCAGCCAGGAACUCAACGCAACCUUCCCCCACCCACUAAGCAGGGCCAGGCCUAGGGUUAGAUGAGUGAGGGCCUAGAGCAUGAAUAUAUUUGGAGGCAUCUGUCUGGGGGUGGUUGAAGUACCUACGUUGCUCUUGGGAGAACAUUAUUGUGCUGAGCCCAGGCUGGAGCCCAGGGUGAUAGUGGUGACUAUUAAUUGAACACCUAGGCAAAUUCACAAUAAUUGGAGAUAAUUGGGGAGCUUUGAGGGAGCCAGAGAAAGUGUUUACAGAUGGGAGGGACUGCCAGCCUUUGACCCACUGACAUGGCCUCCUACCCCUAAAGCUUUGCUGGGGUCUGGAGAGGGAACUGCUUUGCAGGCACUGAUUGAAAGCCAAAUGCUUUGCUCUUCCUCCAUGGGAGUUCCCUUAAAGAGCUUUGAGCCUACUACUUUAGGGGACAAUCUGCCUCUGCACCUUUCCAAACACAAGUCAGGCUGUUUUGUCACUUGCUUCCAUGCUUCACAUGUUUCCCUAUUUUCUUGCACUCUAUCUUCCCAUCAGCCAUUUGUAGUAGUACUUUAGAUAAGUCUGAUCUUUCCCUUAACCAAAACGGGGAAGAGGGAAGUAAGGAAAGAGGGAGGAGAUACACAGCUGUGACUCUUCAUGAGACCCCUGUCUCUCAGCCAGCUCCAGUGGACUACUGCAAUCCUGAUUUCCUUCUUACUCUCCUCGCAGUGUCUUUCCCAACCUCAUCCAAGGCCUCAUGCUGACAACCCCCACCCCAAACUUCAUUUUCUCUCUUCCAAAUCCUUUGGCUUUUUUUCUUUUUUGAAGUUCUUUCCUGACAAGGUGCCCCUGUAUUAACUUCCCAACCUGUUUUCCUGUCCUUGCUAGGCACUCCAACCCAACCACACAGUCCUGUCAUCUUAGAGCUCCCUAGAGGAGGAGAAGGAGGAACAGGAGAGAUCUGUUCCUUUGAGACCACUGACAAAUGGAGAUGUUUGCAUUUUCUGAAACUAUACUCCCCACAAUGUGAGAAUAUCUUUCCCCACAAGAAAUCACUAAAUCAUUAAAAUACUCAGUAUAAACUUCUAGCCUUUAUGUAAAAAAGAUGUCUCAUAGAGUAAUGAGUAAGGCCCCAUUCAACAUUUGUAACUAGUAAAGAGAGCACUGGAUUUGCAAUUAAAAGUCAAUUUCUAAAAUUGUACCUUUUCAGAAAGUAGGUUUUUCACUUAAGAUCUAAGGGGCUGAGGUGAAGGUGAAAUUAAAUAAUGCAUGCAAAAGUACAAACCACCUUAUAAAUGAAAAAUCUAAAAUUGACAAGUACUUGGAAAUUUCUACCUUAUUCUUGUACAAGUUACAAUUUACAUGAUUCUUACAAUAUAAAAAAGAUAUGGUAAAGAGGCUCAUUUCUGUGUAUGUUCUACAGUUCCCAUCACCUUUCUUCGCAAUAGAGAACCACCAAAGUUUUUUUGUGUAUAUCCUUCUAGAGUUCCUUUAUUUUACACAAAAGAUAGUAAGGUAUACUUAUAUACUCUUGAGUUUUGUUUUUGUUUUUUUCAUUUAAUGUAUCUUGGGGAGUUUGUCAAUAACAAUAUACAAUCUCCCUUUUUACAGCUUCAUUCUAUUUCACUGUAAGGAAGUUUCACAGUUUGAUUCCUUAGUGAUAAUUAGAUUAUUUCAUUUUUUUUUUUUGUUACUGUAAUACUGCACUAAAUACCUUGGACAUAAGUUUUUCACAAGUGCAUUAAUAUCUAAAAGAUAAAUUCCUAAAAGUGGUUCUGCUGGGUCAAAGGAUAUUUGCAUUUGUAAUUCUGAAAGCCAGAUUCCAAACAUGGGGCAUGGACAUACACUUUCAGUAGCGUUGUAUGUGAGUGCCUGUUUCCCCUCUGCCUCACCAGUGGAGUAAGUUCUUAAAAUAUUUUGGAUUAAAAAUGCUAUUUUUAGUGUA
Messenger RNA from Manis javanica (Malayan pangolin), 9414 nucleotides. The record is from RefSeq and is a predicted model, not a curated record. NCBI's taxonomy places the organism in Eukaryota, Metazoa, Chordata, Mammalia, Pholidota, Manidae.